CCUGCUUAUCUUACGUGCAAGUAGAUUGGUCGAGUCUGGCCACUGUCGAAGUAGCUUGUUUUACCCCGGAAGAGUUCCAAGAGGCAGCAUGGUCGCCACAAGAAGCGGGGUGCGCGUGAGCUCCCCAAAUACAGAAAAAAAUGAGCCUGCUGUCAAUAUGGAGGCAACUCCUGCCACCCCAAGAACGAGGAGAAAAACCGUAAGGGAAGAACCUCAGUCCCAGUUGACUAGUGAUUCUCAGCAUGACUGCUGCGAGGAGGGCAGCACUUCCGCCUCUCGAGAAAUGAAAAGCUCCACCGUGAAGAGGAAGCCGAGGUCGUCAAAACGGCAGGUGUGCGAUGAAGACCAUCCAGACUCCAUGCACGAAGCCGAUGUCUCCGAGUCAGAGUCCUGCUGCUCUGUGGUCUCGGACCUGCAGGCCCCUGCCGAUGUGCAGGGAGCUCUCCGCAGGAGACGAGGGGCCUUGGCCUUGCCAAACCCUAGCUCUGAGAAGGACCAGGAUGUCCUCUCUGAGGCGGAGUCAUGCUGUUCCUCUGCUUCCGCCCACCGAGGAACUAGCGCUCGUAGAGCUACCAGGAGUCGUCAGAGGAGCGUGCCCGCGGAUGGUCAACCCGCCAAAUCAGCAAAUGCUACCACUGAAAACUCUGAGGCAGAAUCUUGCAGUUCUGCGGUUUCUGGGACAAAGAUGCUGACUAGGAGCCAGAGGAAGAUUACACUGUCCAGGGCUUCCUCCAAAUCACGCACAGAGGACACUGAGCUUUCUGAGGUGGACUCCUGCUCCUCCAGCCUCUCUGGCUUGCAACAGUCCGCUCUCCGCAGGUCAGCACGAUCCAGGAGAGGUACAGCUGUGCAGCCGGUUCCCAUAAACCUGGAGGAAAACGCAGAUGGCUCCCCCUUGCCCAGGAGACAAACGCGAGGCAGCAGGGCUAAGCCAGAGUCAGCCGGUGAGCCUCAGUCCCAUGACUCUGAAGGUUUUGAAUCUGGUCCAAGCAGGACACCCAGGAGAGCCACACCCAGCCGAACUGCGUCCACACAGCAAGGCCCGGUAAUUUUAUCAGAUUCAGAAUCCGAAGCAACGGACGUCUACAGCUCUCUUGGAAGCCCAAGCUCUUUAAGAGGAAAGGGCACCCCGUGUAGCAGUCGUACAGGAUCAGGAAGUAGUGUUCGGGCACUUCCAGUCCCACAGAUCACUGAAAAGGCUUUGAAUGUUCUCAAGGAACAAGAUGACUGUGAUGGUCCUGCUUCCUCUGGCCCGUUUGUCAGUGAACAGCCAAAAAGCCAGGAGGAGGGGAGGAUUGAAAGUGCAACAGCAGAUGUAUCCCUGGAUACCACUUGUCAGUCUGAAACUGUGACUGUGACUGAAACUGCUGAGCCUAAGGAAGAGGAGGUGGUUGCCAUGGUUGUUGAUUCACAGGUUAGUCCGGAAUGUUCAUUGAUCGAAGAGGUGAAUGAGGAUGAUAAGACUCUAAUAGCAGAGGAGGAAGGAUGUGUGAGUGCUGCGAAUGUAACCAUGGAAGAUAAGGUUGAACCUCAGAUGGUCGAGGAAGCUGCACUGGCCGGAGAUGUCCAGGUGGCCCUAGAGUCUACAUUGAUGGAAGAAAACCAGGAGAGUGAGAGACAGACCAGCAAAGAUGACAUAAUUACACCUGGGAUGUUGGAAGUGAAGACUGACCAAGAUGAGCAACUCCACAUAGUAGAUGAUGUAGUUCCUCCAAGCCCAGCUGUUAAGGUCAUAGUAUUCGAUGCUGCUUUGUCUGAAGAAAAAAAAGUGGAUGAUAGUGCUAUGGAAGUAGACUCCACAGUGUGUCAGAAGUUGCAAGGAGCUGAAGAGGGUGGAAGUGUAAGCGUGGGAGUAGCUGGAAAGACGGAGCCUAGCAUUGCACAAAAGGCUGAUUAUAGCUCAAUUUUGCUGGAGAGCAGCGAUGAAGAAGGUGAGGACAGUGACGGUGGACAUUCAGGCAGGGAGAGCGGGGACGAGCAGGACAGCGAAGGCUCUGACAGCGACGAGGAAAUCAUCUGUCCAGACGAGAACCUGGCUGGUCCAUCAAAAGCCCAGGCAGCUUCUCCGCUGAUGUCGAAUGAUGGAUUGUUUGUCAUAGACACACUGCCCGGCUUUCAUUCUGAUGGAAAGUACUAUUUAGAUCAGGAGAAAAUGGGUGAAGACAAGGCAGUAGUGGGAGAGGAAUCCAGUGAUAUAGAAGAUGAGGAGGAUGAAGAAUUUGUGGAUGAAGAGGGAGAUGAAGAUGAGGAUGCAGAUGAUUCUAUUCUCUUCAAAAGCAAGAGCAAAGAUCUCAUCAAGUUGUCCACCAGUAUUAAUCCAGGACUGAAAGUUAAGGAUAUUGGAGGCUUGUACAUCAGUGUUGAUGGGAGCAAAUCAAAGGGUGCUUCUAAUGCCAUGAAAAAAUUGAAAGAACAGAAGGACCAAGAUGGGGUGAUGCAGAGAAGUGUCAUUGGCCCAGAUUUUGAAAAGAAGGAGUCUGUUCCUCCUUAUAGAGAAUCCAAGUAUGCAAUGAAACUGAAGCGCAAAGAGGAGAGGGAGAAGAGUACUGGAGAUGGAUGGUUUAAUAUGAAGGCUCCCGAAAUGACGGAGGAAUUAACAAAUGACCUUAAAGUGCUAAAAAUGAGGGCAGCGAUGGAUCCCAAACGGUUUUACAAGAAGAAUGACCGAGAUGGGUUUCCCAAGUACUUCCAGGUUGGCACUGUUGUGGAUAGCCCUGUGGACUUCUACCAUUCAAGAAUUCCAAAGAAACAGAGGAAGAGAACCAUGGUGGAGGAGCUGCUUGCAGAUGCGGAAUUCAGAAAUUACAAUAAGAAGAAAUACAAGCAAAUAAUGACAGAAAAAGCAGCCCUUUCAGCUGGCAAGAAGAAUCGCAAAAACAACAAAUUCCGCAAGAAGCAGGGCAUUUGACCAGAAUAUGUAACUUUGGUAGGUUGAAGAUUCUGAAGAAAUUAAAACAACUAUCAUGCUAUAGUUUUUUUAUUGUAUAGAAAAACCUGAUUUCCAUUUUCAUUUUCAGAAUUGUUUAAAAAUAUAUGAACCUAAUAAAUAUGCAUCAACAGAAA
Molecule: messenger RNA, 3063 nt
Organism: Anguilla rostrata (American eel)
Lineage: Eukaryota; Metazoa; Chordata; Actinopteri; Anguilliformes; Anguillidae
Gene: dnttip2
Product: deoxynucleotidyltransferase, terminal, interacting protein 2
Exons: 7
Coding region: 89-2908 (939 amino acids)
Biological process (GO): RNA processing
Cellular component (GO): nucleolus
Molecular function (GO): RNA binding
Source: RefSeq, a predicted model, not a curated record